AAACAAGGCCACACAAGAAAGCAGCGAAUAACUAUUCGGAGGCUGAUAUGGCAAGAGCCUUAGAUCAAAUAAAAGCCAAAACACUUUCAAAAAGGCAAGCUGCCAAAACGUACGGAAUUCCAAGAGCCACUCUACAGUUCCGAUUGGGCUCCAAGUUCAAAGGCGAUCCACGGAAAGGAAAACCAACUGUACUGUCAAACGAGGAAGAAGCGAAAAUUGUGCACCACAUCCAACAGAUGGAGAGAAAGGGAUUUCCGAUCACCAAACCAGGACUGCUCAUGCGGAUUAAAUCUUUUAUAAAAGAAAACAAGCGUGAAACUCCGUUUAGAAACGGUAUCCCUGGUCGGAAGUGGUACGAAAGUUUCAUGAAGCGACAUCCGGAACUGUCGGAGCGUAUCCCGGAAGCAGUCAGCCAGGCUAGCUCAAGGGUAUCCGAAAAUAAUAUCCGGGAAUGGUUUUCGAAGGUGUAUGGAUAUUUGGAAGAACAUGGUUUAACUGCAGUGCUGAAUAACCCAUCACGAAUAUUCAACGCGGAUGAAACAAGCUUUGUGCUGAGUCCAGUUCCGAAAAAAGUCAUUGCCUCCAAAGGGAAUAAAAAUGUAAAUUUUGUUCUCCGAGGACGCUCUAAAGAAAAUAUUACUGUUCUUUUCGCAUUUUCCGCGGAUGGGAAUGUUUUGCCACCCGAUGUCAUCCUUCCUUUGAAGAGGAUGAAAAGAUCAACUAUUCAAAAUUAUCCUCCAGAAUGGGGUUUGGGAUCCUCCCCAAAUGGGUGGAUGGACACACGAAAUUUUUUGCUGUAUGUUAAAAAAAUAUUCGUCCCGUUUUUAUUCAAACACAAAAUAGAGCUGCCAGUGAUAUUUUUCGUAGACGGACAUUCGUCCCAUAUGGCAUAUGAAGCUGCAGAAGAAUGCCUGAAGAAUAAAAUUAUAUUGGUGGCACUAUUUCCCAACGCCACUCACAUUCUUCAACCAGCAGAUGUUGCAAUUUUUCGACCUCUCAAGAGUGCUUGGACAAACACCGUUGAAAUAGUGGGAGCGACUAAAAUAUCAACAGAAAACUUUGGAACAAUACUUCCUGAAGCCAUGCGUAAAGCAUUCAAAAAGGAAACGAUAGUCAAUGGUUUCCGUUGCUGUGGCCUGUAUCCAUUUGAUGCGAACGCGGUUAACUAUUCAAAAUGCAUAUCCAAAGGCUUGCCGACUAAUAAUACAGACAACAUUUUGAGGACCACAAAUGAAAUAAACAACGAAUUGAACGAAACAAUAGAAAACAGCUAUGGUCAACAGGAGUCCAGUGCCAGUGUGUCAGAAAUAUAUGAUGCUGAACAAAUGUUCACACCAGCACCAUCUACAUCAACUGCAACCAGGAUAAAGUCUUCGGAACUUCAGGAGAAAGCCAUUUCUACGCCAACACAGUUUUGUUCAAAUGAAAAUUCAUCUACGCACGAGCAAACUGCAUCUGCACUUAUGAUCUUCAACUCUGUGUUAGAAACAGUUUCAACCACAGCUCAAAAACUGAUGUCCUCUGAAAAUUCGAAUUCAGCCUCAAAUAUAGUGCUUCAGAGUUUGGAAUUUUUGCAAAGAGUGACGACAACAGCAAUGACAGGACAAGAACAAAUGAAUUGUUUGGGGCCUGAUGUCAGUUGUGAAUUGUCUGAACCUUCAAGUCGCAAGCCUCUCCAAAACAUCACAAAUCGGAGAUUAUCGGAAUUUUUUAUAGCUCCUCCGACCCCCGAAAGAUCAAGAAAGCAUAUAAAUUAUAAACAUUCUGCAUACGCUGUUUUAACAGCAAAAGAACGUUUACAAGCGAUGGAAGAAAAGAAUAAAGAGAAACAACGUCAAGAAAUUUUGAAAAUCGAAAGGAAAAACAUAAGGGAAAUGAAAAAAAAAAGAAAAAUUGGAAGUUAUGAAAAUCAAAAAAGAGCAGCAGAUGGAAAAGCAAAUUAUACGUGAAGAAACUAAAAAACAAAAAGAAAUGGAAAAAAAACCGGAAGCUCAAAGAAAGAGCAGAGGACAAAAUUUUGCUAAAAAAACGUGUAAAUAACAAAACCCGUGCCACAUGAAAUGUUUGAAAUUUUAAAUUCUUUUUUUUUAAUUUUUUUUAAUCAUUUGCUUUUUUUGUUAAUUUUAUUUAUGAAUUUCAAGUACGAAUAAAACUUUUAAGUAUAUAAAUGUUGAUGUCCAUUUUUCAAUGAUUUAGUAUUGCCUUGGAAAGGAAAAUCGAAAAAAAAAAUAUGCUAACAUUCUAGAGAUUAAUAAUCAAUAGGUUUAAACCAUUAGAAGCAAAUUAUUUCAACUUUCGCUAACCGGUGCAUCAUUAUGGUAAUGCUCUAGGGGUUCGGGAACUAUGCCAUCAGCGCGAAGCAUUUUUAGACCAUUGAG
Uranotaenia lowii is the source of this 2378-nucleotide messenger RNA. RefSeq lists its product as uncharacterized. Gene Ontology annotation, molecular function: DNA binding. The transcript is spliced from 4 exons. The coding region runs from base 48 to 1949 and encodes 633 amino acids. The record is from RefSeq and is a predicted model, not a curated record. Lineage: Eukaryota; Metazoa; Arthropoda; Insecta; Diptera; Culicidae. Gene Ontology annotation, cellular component: nucleus.